AUGUCCUCCACUACCAACGCCGUCGCCCAUGUAUGGAGUUACGACGUUUUCUUGAGUUUCAGAGGUGAAGACACCCGUAAAGGUUUCGUCGAUCACCUCUACACGACCUUACACGAAAAGGGAAUCUACACUUUCAAAGACGACAUUGAACUCAAGAGAGGAAGUUCCAUUUCCCCAGUACUCCAAAAAGCCAUUGAAAUGUCCAAAGUUGCACUCGUUAUCUUCUCAAAAGACUACGCCGAUUCCACUUGGUGUUUAGAAGAGAUUGUUAAAAUCGUUGAAUGUAAUCAGAAAUUUGGCCAAAAGAUUUAUCCUGUGUUCUAUUAUGUGGAACCUUCUGAUGUUAGGAAGCAAAAAGGGAGUUACAAAAUAGCUUUUGAUAAAUAUGAAAAUGAUCCUAAUAUGGAUAAAUUGAAGAUUGACAGAUGGAGGAAUGCUUUGACGGAAGCUGCUAGUGUUUCUGGAUGGGAUAUUCAAAAGACGGCUGAUGGGCACGAGUCAAAGGGCAUCAGAAAAAUUGCUCUAGAAAUUUUGAACAAUUUGAGCCAUACAGUAUCUAGAGUUAAAGAAAGCCUGAUUGGAGUAGAGUCGCAUGUUGGCCAGGUGAUGUCCCUGUUGAAUCUCGAGUCUACUAAAGAUGUUCGCAUGAUAGGUAUAUGGGGUAUGGGUGGCAUCGGAAAAACAACUAUCGCCAGGGCUGUUUUCGAUCAAAUAUUUAGCAAAUUUGAAGGCAGUAGCUAUCUUGACAAUGUAAGAGAAUCUUCCAAAACUUUAGGACUGAGUUCAUUAGAAGAAAAAUUACUCUCCGACACACUGAUGGAGAAGACCACAAAUCUCUACAAUAACACGUCUAUGCUGUUGACAAGGUUACGUCACAAAAGGGUACUUGUUGUUCUUGAUGAUGUCAAUGAACUCGAGCAUUUAGACCGAUUGGCUGGAGGGCAUGAUUGGUUUGGUCCCGGAAGUAGAAUCAUCAUAACAACAAGAAACAAGCAGUUACUUUCUGGACGUGAAGUUGAUGAAGUAUAUGAGGUCAGUGUCUUGGGGACUGAUGUAGCAUUGACGCUGUUUAGCAAAUUUGCCUUUAAGGAAGGUUUUCCCAAAGAAAAAUUUGAAAAGCUUGCACGUGCGGCAGUUAGAUAUGCUCGUGGUCUUCCUUUAGCUCUUAAGGUGUUGGGAUCUUUUUUACACGGUCGAGAUAUUGAUGAAUGGGAAAAUGCAUUGGAUCGAUUGGAAGAAAUUCCGGAAGAUGGUAUCUUGGAGAAACUUAAAGUGAGUUUUGAUGCACUAAAUGACAUGGAGAAGAAGAUAUUCCUGGAUAUUGCUUGUUUUUUUAAGGGGAAGAAGAAAGAAUAUGUGAUGAGAAAACUUGACAGCUUCGGUCUACGAGCUAAGAUCGGAGUAAGUGAUCUGAUUCAAAAAUCUCUUUUAACUGUAACCACUGAUAACAGGCUUCAAAUGCAUGACUUGUUACAAGAGAUGGGUUGGUACAUUGUGCGCCGUCCACAUCCUAACGAGCCUGGGAGACACAGUAGGUUGUGGUUACCUAAGGAUAUUUGCGAUGUACUAACAAAAAAUGUGGACACAGAAGAAAUUGAGGGCAUACAUCUGGACUUCGCAGAAUUAGAGAGCUUUAAAAUUAGCCCGAAAGCCUUUGCAAAUAUGAAAAACCUGAGGCUACUCAAAAUCCACAAUGCAGACAUUAAGCAAAUGCAAGCUUCUCUACCAAGUGACUUGCAUUGGCUUGAUUUGCAUAAGUAUCAAAUGUGGACUCUGCCUCAAAGUUUUCAAGGAGAAAAGCUCGUUGGAUUGAAACUGUCCCAUAGCCAUAUUGAACGCCUUGGAGGACUAGAAAAGGCACAAUUGAAUAAGUUGAAUAGAUGCAAGCGGCCAAAAUCUCGGAGUUCUCUUUUUCCGGCUGAUUUGGGGUCCUCGGUCUCUUCUAUAUCUGGUGUGUUACCUCUGCAAAAACUAGGACUCGCUGGUAGCAACCAGACAAAAGAUCCUUUGCCUACACCUAGACCAUCUUUAUCAGGUUUAUGUUCCUUAAAAAAAUUGGAUCUCAGUUCCUGCGAUCUACUUGAGGAACUUUCAGCUGAUCUUGCCAGCUUGUCCUCUUUGGAAGAGUUAGAUCUGAGCGGGAAUAAUUUUGUAGCGUUUCCUGCAAAAAUUUCUGAACUUCCUCGACUCAAAAUCCUAAAACUGGAAAGUUGCACAAGACUUGAAUCACUGCCGGAUCUUCCAGAAAGUAUAGCUGUACUGAAUGCAGAUGAGUGCCGUUCAUUACAAAGUCUGGCUGAUCUCUCUGUAAAGCAUGCCUUCUUGUGGAAGGUCUCAUUUCUCAAUUGCUUCGAACUGGUCAAAAACGAGGAGAACCAUAAUGCUGCUGAUAAGUUGCUUCACUCUCUACUUCAGGGACAACCUAUUGUCGAUGGUCGAUUUAGUAUACUCAUUCCUGGAAGUGAGGUUCCAGAGUGGUUCAGUUACCAAAAGAUGGGCUGUUCGGUAACCAUCCCUCUAACUCUAGAUUGGCAUGAGAAAGUCAUUGGGAUUGCAAUUUCUAUCAAUUUUGAGCAUCUGGUGUCAAAAUCAAAAAUAGGGGUCACAUUCAAAUUGAUAAGCCGGGAUCAUGAAGAGUUCACUGCUGAUAUCACCCAAACUGCCACUAAGCUGGAAGAGAACCAUGAAUCUGCUCAUGUGUGGAUAGGCUACAUAUCACUCCAUCUUUUCCAGCUUCUAUUUCCAAAAUUUCAGUCAGAUGAUUGGACUAAAAUAGAGGGAUGUCUUACAAUUAGUGCAAUGGAUGCGGCAUGGAUUAAGCCAAGAGGAUGUGGGAUUCGCUUAGUGUACAAAGAAGACGUGAAAGAGGCAUUGGCGCAGUAUAUGGAGACUCCGCCUGGGGUCGACCAAGAAUCGACCAAAUCAAAAGAGGCAGAAGAGAGUAUUGCUGUACUGACAUUUGGUGUCAAUCAACUGAACUGGCAUGUAGAUCCUGUUGAGGAAGAGGGCACACAAAUUCAAAGUUUGAGAGGUUCCACUGCCUUCAAGGUACAGAAGACGCUAUCAUUUGAUUACUAG
Messenger RNA from Fraxinus pennsylvanica, 3078 nucleotides. NCBI's taxonomy places the organism in Eukaryota, Viridiplantae, Streptophyta, Magnoliopsida, Lamiales, Oleaceae. The record is from the annotation of a GenBank genome assembly.